Molecule: messenger RNA, 1024 nt
Organism: Cylas formicarius (sweet potato weevil)
Lineage: Eukaryota; Metazoa; Arthropoda; Insecta; Coleoptera; Brentidae
Gene: Arl6IP1
Product: ADP-ribosylation factor-like protein 6-interacting protein 1
Exons: 5
Coding region: 82-837 (251 amino acids)
Source: RefSeq, a predicted model, not a curated record
GGUUGACAAACAUUUUUAAAAAUUGUCAUUUCUUUAAAAAAAACUUUGUAAAGUUGUUCCAGAGAAAGUACGUGCGCGACAAUGCCAGAAACAGCCGAUAAUAUUCUACACACCUACAGACAUGUCGAUCCCCUUUCCAAUUACGAAGACAUAGGUUUAAAAAAGCCUAUGAAACAGCCACUUCUCGAACCUGUAGCCUUCCAACAGAUUUCCCCUGAUUAUAAAAUAUCUGUGGCGUCAACUGUGGAAACCCAAAUGCGGAAACUAAAACUUUCAAUGGAGCCAUGGAGAGAAUUAAUACUUCAAGUGAACGACGCAUUACUAUGGGAAAAACCAUGGCAUCCAACUGCGCUUUUGUGUGGCAAUACUCUUGUAUUUUUUAUGCUGUUUAUGUUCUCUCCUAAUGUUUUGACCAUCUUAUCUAUCUUGGGACUUAUAAUAACAUUAGCAGAUUGUUUUAUGCCGGUAGUACUUGGAAAUGUAUUUAAGUCAGAUACAUGGACAGUUGAAAAGCAAAAACAGUAUGAAGAAAUAUGCACAAAUAUCGUAUUGUACAAAACCAAAAUGGAGCUUUUGUGGUCAUCAUAUGGUAGGCUGAGAGUCACGAAUUCCAAGCUGUACUUUAGCGUCACGAUUUUGGUUUUGUGCUUGUUAACGUGGAUCGGCGGCGCAAUUGAUAACACAUUUCUCGGAUAUAUCUGUGUCAACUUCGUCCUGAUGCUGCCAGGAAUGCUGCGCCAUGGGAUGCUCAAGACAUUCGCGGAGAUGUUCGCGAAAUUGUCCAAUAAUCUUAUCGAAAAUGCCAAAUCUCGGGUUGCUCAAAAGAAAGCUCACUAAACCCUUCAAUUUACGAUCUUUUUUUCGCGCUGAGUAUUAUUCUACCUGCAUUUUUAAUGUUUUAUUUUCUUGUGUUUUUCUUUAUUUUGUGGAACUUUUAAAAACUUGUUUAAGUUUGGGAUUAACGUCUUACACAAAAUCAUAUGUGAUAUUCCAGUGAUUGAAUUUAGCGUAAUUUGUGGUUUGG